Messenger RNA from Amaranthus tricolor (Joseph's coat), 1866 nucleotides. Its product is annotated as 1-aminocyclopropane-1-carboxylate synthase 3-like. Gene Ontology annotation, molecular function: transaminase activity; pyridoxal phosphate binding. Lineage: Eukaryota; Viridiplantae; Streptophyta; Magnoliopsida; Caryophyllales; Amaranthaceae. The coding region runs from base 156 to 1565 and encodes 469 amino acids. The record is from RefSeq and is a predicted model, not a curated record. Gene Ontology annotation, biological process: amino acid metabolic process; biosynthetic process. The transcript has 3 exons.
CUUCUCUUUUUUCUCACUCUAUCUCUAGAGCAAAUUCUCCAACUUUCCCCGCGUUAACAACAAAUACAAACAAAAAUCUAAACUUUUCUUCAUUUCCAAAUUACAAAUCCCAGAAAACUCUACUCCUUUCCACCAAAUUAAACUACUUAAAAACAAUGAAGAUGCACUUGUCAACUUUAGCUUCUACCAAUAGCCAUGGUCAAGACUCGUCCUAUUUCCUUGGUUGGGAAGAGUAUGAGAAAAAUCCUUACCUUGAAUCCGAUAACCCGGAUGGUAUGAUCCAAAUGGGGUUGGCUGAAAAUCAGCUUUGUUUUGAUUUACUUGAAUCAUGGCUUACCAAUAACCCAGAACCCGCUUCGUUUACCCAUAAUGGUCAAUCGGUUUUUAGACAUCUUGCUCUCUUCCAAGAUUAUCAUGGCCUUCCUGAAUUCAAAAAAGCUUUCGUAAACUACAUCUCAAUGUUAAGGGGAAAUAAAGUAUCAUUUGACCCUAAGAACCUUGUUCUCACUGCUGGGGCUACUUCAGCAAAUGAGACUCUCAUUUUUUGCCUUGCUUGCCCUGGGGAGGCUAUCCUUAUACCUACACCAUACUAUCCAGGGUUUGAUAGAGAUCUAAAGUGGAGAACAAGAGCAGAAAUAGUACCAAUAAAGUGUACUAGCUCAAACGGAUAUAAGAUCACAAAAUCAGCCUUAGAAGAAGCAUACAACUCCGCCAAGAACCAGGGUCUAAAGGUUAAGGGUGUUCUUGCCACAAACCCAUCAAACCCACUUGGAACAACCUUAUCAAAAGACGAAAUCACCCUCCUACUCCAUUUCAUUUCCACCAAAAACAUCCAUCUAAUCAGUGACGAAAUUUACGCCGGAACUGUCUUUAAUGGACCUGGAUUCAUGAGCGUCAUGGAAGUUCUAAUGGACAAGAAAUGGGCCCACAACAAAGAAUUAUUCAAUCAUGUUCAUAUCGUAACAAGUUUAUCCAAAGACUUGGGCCUUCCCGGGUUCCGGGUCGGAGCUAUUUAUUCCAAUAACCCACUUGUAGUCUCAGCUGCCACAAAAAUGUCAAGUUUCGGUCUUAUCUCGUCGCAAACCCAAUACCUUCUCGCAAAAUUAUUGUCCGACAUAAAAUUCAUGGAAUCCUACAUAUCCCAAAACCAACGUCGACUCAAGACCCGACACUCAAUAUUAGUGUCGGGUCUAAAAAAAGCCGGUAUUAACUGUUUAGACAGUAAUAGCGGUUUAUUUUGUUGGGUAGAUUUAAGGCAUUUGCUAAAAUCCCCAACAUUUGAAUCCGAAAUGGAGUUAUGGAAAGAAAUUGUGUACAAUGUUAAGCUAAAUGUUUCGCCCGGAUCAUCAUGUCAUUGUAGCGAACCCGGUUGGUUUCGGGUCUGUUUCGCUAACAUGUCGGAUAAUACCAUGGAUCUUGCUCUUCUACGUAUUAAAGAUUUUGUUGAUUCGAAAAAUAAUAAAAAUAAUCAUCAUGCAAAGAAGAAUUCAAGAAGAAUAAGAUCUUUGAGUAAGUGGGUUUUCCGAUUGUCUUUCGACGGGGAUAAAGUGCCGGAAGAACGAUAAGACAACGACAUCCAAAAUAUCUCAGUGUAAAAAAAAAAAUAAAAAAAAAUAAUUGCGUUGAUGAUUAUAGUUAAUUAGUUAGUGUGAACACUAAUUAUGCGUAUGUGUCUGAGUAAUUAAUUUUUUCCUGCCAUAAGUGAUGAUUAAUUAGCUUGGUGAUAUGCAGGGUGAAUAUUUAAUUUACUGUUUUUGGGAGGGUCGGCCUUAUUUUUGAGGGAAUUGAUUUAAAAGUAAGAUAUCAAUUCCUUUUUAGAAGAAUUAUUGUUAUUAUUAUAUAUAUGAAACGACUAGCUAGCUUUGA